Molecule: messenger RNA, 702 nt
Organism: Indicator indicator
Lineage: Eukaryota; Metazoa; Chordata; Aves; Piciformes; Indicatoridae
Gene: COQ10B
Product: coenzyme Q10B
Exons: 5
Coding region: 1-702 (233 amino acids)
Biological process (GO): cellular respiration; ubiquinone biosynthetic process
Cellular component (GO): mitochondrion
Molecular function (GO): ubiquinone binding
Source: RefSeq, a predicted model, not a curated record
AUGGUGCGGAGCCGCUGGGCGCUCGGCAGGGCCUUGGCCGGCGGGCUUGCCUACAAAGCCCCGCCGUCGCCGCCGCGCACGGCCGCCGUCAGGCACUUGGCUUCUUGUGGUAUUCUGAUGACCAGACUUCCUCCUCUACAAGUACCUGUGUUGAGCCAUACCUUUUCCCGGAGUUUCUUCAACAUUGCUGCACCACUAGCAAAUAAAAGAAAAGAAUAUUCUGAAAGAAGAAUUAUAGGGUAUUCUAUGCAGGAGAUGUAUGAAGUUGUCGCUGUGGUGGAGAAUUACAAACUUUUUGUUCCUUGGUGUAAGAGGUCAGAUGUAUUAUCCAAGCGAUCUGGGUACUGCAAAGCACAGCUAGAAAUAGGAUUCCCUCCCAUACUAGAGAGAUACACCUCAGUCGUUACCCUUGUGAGGCCACACUUAAUUAAGGCAUCCUGCACAGAUGGAAAACUGUUUAAUCACCUGGAAACAGUGUGGCGUUUCAGCCCUGGUAUCCCAGGUUACCCGAGGACAUGCACACUGGAUUUCUCAGUUUCUUUUGAAUUCCGUUCGCUCCUACACUCAAAACUUGCCACGCUCUUUUUUGAUGAGGUGGUGAAGCAGAUGGUAGCUGCCUUUGAGAGAAGAGCAUCCAAAGUCCACGGCCCAGAAACAAGCAUACCUCGGGAGCUCAUGUUCCAUGAAGUUCAUCAGACGUAG